This is a messenger RNA of Rubroshorea leprosula, 1688 nucleotides long. The record is from the annotation of a GenBank genome assembly. Lineage: Eukaryota; Viridiplantae; Streptophyta; Magnoliopsida; Malvales; Dipterocarpaceae.
ACUGACCUUACGCACCGCAACCCGCGGUUUUGAUCGGAAGCCCUCGAGCUUCCGCGUUUUGCUGCUUGAGUCGCCGGGCCUCCUGGCCGCUCAAGCACAAUGGAGCCGACUAUGUGCUCCGAGCUCCGAUGGCCUCCGUGGCCUGUCGAUUCUGUAGCCCCUCUGAUUCGACAGCUUUCUUUCUCCUUCGGCAGCCUUCUCGGUUGGGGAUUCUGUUUGUUUGCUAUUUUUUGUUCUGUUCGGUCUUCUUUCUCUGGAAAGACAGCACCAAACUGGAAGUUUUUUGGUGUUCCUCUUGUUGCAAGGAUUUCUGAUCUUUCCAAUGGAUAUAAUAUCUGCUAUCAUUUUCUGAAGCUUCUUAAUCCAUUACUAUUGCCUACUAAAGAUGUAGUAAAUGAUUUUGAUGGUGACGAUGGUGCCAUGGGGACUAGUGGUAAUAAGACUUCCAAGAUGGAGGAUGUGGUUGGCCCUUCAGUUUUAGAUAGUGGUGCAGAUCCAGUGAGUGUAACCGAGGAUGAUUCUCAUGAGGGUGAUAACUUCAAAUUCUACUUGGUGGAGAACAUGGCAUCAACAGAGAUGAAGAUGAAUGAACCAGUAUUAAUCCCUGGAUUUAAAAAAAAGUUUGGAUGUGCAUGUUCGCUGGCUGGAUAAGAUGAUUGAAAAGUGUGAUAGAGACUCUCUCAGUUCAUUGCCGGUUGUUUUCAGGCCUCACUCAUUUGCAAGGGAGCCUCAAGAAUCUGUUUCCUUGUAUAAAUGUCUCGAAGGCUUCUUACAAGAGGAACCCUUAGGACCAGAUGACAUGUGGUUCUGCCCCAGCUGUAAGAAGCAUCAGCAAGCCAACAAGAAGUUAGAUCUUUGGAGAUUACCUGAGAUUUUGGUUAUUCAUUUCAAAAGGUUCUCAUACAACUGGAUACCUAAUGGUAAGCUAGAAACAUAUGUGGACUUUCCAAUAGAAGAUCUUGAUCUUUCCGAUUACAUUUUCCACCAACAGAUCUAGUCAGGCAAUCGUUACAGGCUGUAUGCUGUAAGUAAUCACUAUGGGGGCAUGGGAGGUGGUCAUUACACUGCUUUUGUUGAUACUGGCCACGGGAGGUGGUAUGAGUUUGAUGACGUAAGUGUUCACUCUGUCACUAAAGACAGCAUCAAGACGUCUGCUGCCUAUGUCCUUUUCUAUAGAAGAGUUCCAGAUGUGUAAAUUAGACGUAGCAGUGGCAAACUCAUUGCAACGUGAAACCUGGGGAGCAUAGUGCCUUUUGAAACCCCAACUAGGUUUUGACAAAAGAGCAAUACUGCUGACUACCAUUUGCAAGCUUACAUUUUAUUUGCCAAAAUAUUGUUUUGCUUAGAGUCUCCUGUCGGAGAUAGCACAUGAUUUUGCAGUUGUACAGUUCAAAAGAAAAAAUCUUUACAAUGAUUAAGUUAAAUGUAUGUGCCUUUAAAAUUGAUCACAAAGAUUAUAUGUUAAGUUGAAGGUGCAUGGGCUACAAUGAAAUGUUUCCUCUCCAUUUUUUAUGUACUCUUUUGAUAUAAGAUUAUUGCAAAGAGUGAUUCUUUCUUUGUUUCUUUCUUAUGUGUGUAUGUAUAUAUAUGCAUUUGUAUUGUUUAACACAAUCGUUGGCGGAUGGAGGUGUGUAUGCAUUUCCUUUACCCUCAUUAGCUUUGUCCAUGAGUAAAAAGUUAAUCAAUUG